Messenger RNA from Cucurbita maxima (winter squash), 606 nucleotides. RefSeq names its product tropomyosin-1, isoforms 33/34-like. Lineage: Eukaryota; Viridiplantae; Streptophyta; Magnoliopsida; Cucurbitales; Cucurbitaceae. The transcript has a single exon. Bases 1 to 606 code for a protein of 201 amino acids. The record is from RefSeq and is a predicted model, not a curated record.
AUGGCCCGCCAAUUGCUUCUCCACGCUCUUCUCUUCGCCGUCCUCCUCGGCAUUGCCUCUGCUGCCAAGGCCCCACCCGCUGACGCCGACUCUGCCGCAGCCAAGACCCCGGCUGCUGCUCCAUCCAACUCUUCCUCCGCUGCCGAUGAACCCAAAGGCGCUGCUUCUUCUCCCAAGGCCGAAGCCGAUGCCCCCGAGGCAGAAGCCGGAGCCCCAAAGGCCGAUGCCGGAGCCCCAAAGGCCGAAGCCGGAGCCCCAAAGGCCGAAGCCGGAGCCCCAAAGGCCGAAGCCGGAGCCCCAAAGGCCGAAGCCGGAGCCCCAAAGGCCGAUGCCGGUGCCCCCAAGGCCGAAGCCGGAGCCCCCAAUGCUGAUGCCCCUGCCGGCAGCCCUGCAUCCGGGCCGGCCAGCGAUGAGUCCCCCUCCGCAGCCCCUGAAUCCGAUGCAGAGGCGUCAUCUCCACCUUCUCCAAGCGGAACUGCGGGAGGGCCAGCCAGCGAGGAGGAAGCUGCUGAUGCACCGGCCCCUGAUGCUUCUGCCAGUGGAUCUUCGUUCCUGAAGAUGUCUGCUACCACGGUUGCGACCAUUGCUGGAGUCAUUGUGUUCUAA